AUGGGGUGCAGUUGGCAGGACAACGUGGGUAACCGACAGUUACACCACAUGCAGCCGUUGCCCAUCAGACUGCUGCUGCCCACGGUGCUGCCCAUGCUGCGCCUGAUGCUGCAGUCGAUGUUCCGCGGGGACGGGAGCGCCUUCGAGCCACCGCCGCACGUGUACGAACAGUACGACUUUGUCAUUGUCGGGGGAGGCACCGCAGGAUGUGUGAUGGCGGCGAGGCUCUCGGAGGUGCGGGAGUGGAAAGUCCUUCUUCUGGAGGCAGGCGGCGUCCCGACCCCCGAGACGCGCGUCCCCGGGCUCAGUCGCCUCUUCUACUUCCCCAGCGCCGUCAACUGGAACUACGAGUUGGCGCCCCAGAGGCAUGGCCUCAGGAACUACGAUAACAGGAGCAGCCCCGUUCCCCAAGGGCGUGUCCUCGGCGGGUCCUCCUCCAUCAACGGCAUGCUGUACGUGCGGGGCAACAGGCGCGACUUCGACAACUGGGCGGCCCUCGGGAACCCCGGCUGGAACUACGAGUCGGUCCUUCCGUACUUUAAGAAGUCGGAGGACUACCGCGGCCCGCACCGUGGGGAAACAGAGCACUACCACGGGCGCGGCGGCCCCUACACCGUGACCCCGAAGGAAGGGCCUCACCUGCCCAUCACCGGCGCCUUCCUCAGGGCCGGGCAGCACCUCGGCUUCGACGUGAUCGACCCCAGCGGCCCUGAGCAGAUCGGUUUUGCGCCCACCGAGUAUGUCACGAGGAAUGGCGAGCGUUGGUCCACCGCCCGCGCCUACCUUCAGCCCGCCGCCCGCCGCCCCAACCUGCAUGUGGUGCACUCCGCCUUUGCCAUGAAGAUUAUAUUCGACAAGAAAAAUAGAGCGGUUGGGGUCGUCUACAAACAUAACGAUCAGAUUAAAACUGUUUACGCUCGUCGGGAAGUGAUUCUCUCAACAGGCGCUUUAGUCUCGCCCAAACUGCUCAUGCUGUCUGGCGUCGGAGCCAGACAGCAGCUACGUCAACAUGGGAUCAAGGUGGUCGCCGACCUGCCCGGCGUCGGCCAGAACCUACAGGACCACACGUGCCUCUACGGCCUCACCUGGAAUGUGGAUGUACGGACGCCCAACGUGGCUUUCGAGGCGGUCAACCCCGGGGUCAUCAGGCAGUACGCGAGCGAGAGGAAAGGACUGUACACAACGCCCCUGGGGGAGUUCGGUCACGCGUGGUCCCGAGUGUCCGGCGAAGGGGACCCGUACUGGCCCGACGUUCAGCUGUUCAUGGUAUCGUCCGGCCUCGGCCAGGAGGGGCUCAUGGCCUCGCACGCUCUCGGGCUCAACUCUGCGAGGUUUAUGGAGUACUUCAGCCCCCAAUUCGGCCGGCCUGGGCUCACGAUGAUGCCCUACCUGAUGCGUCCCAAGAGUCGAGGCGCCGUCCUGCUGAAGUCGAGGAACCCCUUCGACGCCCCGAUCGUCGACCCGAACUACCUGAGUCACCCUGAUGACGUCGACACCCUGGUCAACGCCAUUAAAUGGGCGCUGAAGGUCGGCAAAACCCCGCCUUUCGCCAAGGGCCUCGGGGCCAAGUUCUACUCCAGGCCUUUGCCGCAGUGCCAGGCGAAGCCCUAUGGCUCCGACGCCUACUGGAGGUGCUUCGUCGUCCACAUGGCUACGACUUUCUACCACUUCGGCGGCACGUGCAAGAUGGGACCCGAAUCUGACCCUUACAGCGUACUGGACGAGCAGCUAAGAGUCCGUGGUGUGUACGGUCUGCGUGUGGUCGACGGCUCGAGCAUGCCUGUUGUGACGUCAGGGAACAUCAUGUCCGCGAUCGUCAUGAUGGCGGAGAAGACGUCAGAUCUCAUCAAGAGCGAAUGGGCACCGGCUGCCUAG
Penaeus indicus is the source of this 1875-nucleotide messenger RNA. RefSeq names its product glucose dehydrogenase [FAD, quinone]-like. The record is from RefSeq and is a predicted model, not a curated record. Gene Ontology annotation, molecular function: oxidoreductase activity, acting on CH-OH group of donors; flavin adenine dinucleotide binding. The coding region runs from base 1 to 1875 and encodes 624 amino acids. The transcript has 14 exons. NCBI's taxonomy places the organism in Eukaryota, Metazoa, Arthropoda, Malacostraca, Decapoda, Penaeidae.